AUGACAUCAAAAUCUUCUAGUAAUGUUUCAACAUUAAAACGAAAAGUACAAGUUGUACAACAAUUACCACCAUCAUCAUCAUCUUCUACACCAGCAAAGCAGAUUAAAAAAGAGCCAAAUUCAGAAAAACUUAAGUCUCAACGUCAACAUGAUCUAUCAGAAGAUGAUAUAAUACGUUCACGACUUCUUUAUGAAGGUGAUCAAGGUAUUGAUGAUCGACGUAUAUUAACAUUAAUGAAAACAUUUAAUAAAUUUGUAUAUGAUUUAUCAUCAAAUUUCGAUGAACAUAAUUUAACAAUAGAAAAAUUACUUUCUUUACUCUAUUCAAUUGAACAUUCACAUCAUCUUUUAAAAUCAACAUAUAAAAUGGAUGAACUUGAACAAAUAUGUUAUGCUUCAAAAAGUCAACGUUUAAAUGAACAAAUUAAACAAUUACGUUAUGAACUUGAUCAAAGUGAUUUACGUUUAAUUGAAGCUAAACAAAAACGUUCAAAUUUACUUGAAUAUGAUGCACGUACAGCUACAAUUAAUAAAUUAGGUACACGUCGAGAAUUACGUGCACAACAAGCAGCUACAUUAGAACGAAAACAUUAUUUUGAACAUCUUCAACAAACAUUUGAAGCAACUUAUCAACAACGAUUGAAACAAAUAGCUGUUUAUAUGCGUCCUAUAUUUGAAUUAGAUGAAAUUUUACGACAAGAUGCUCAUGAAGAUAGUCCAAGUGAGGGACCAAAUGAAUCCCCUGUUGAACAGCAAUCAUCAUCAUUGAUUUCUACUUUACCAACUAUAAGAAGUGAACGACAACGAACGAAUUCUGAUUCUUCGGCAGCUUCAAUUGAGGCUGAUGAUACAAAUUCAACAACAACACGUUCAAAACGACAACAUAGAAAUCAUUUAGGAUUAACAUCAUUAUCAGCAUCAUUAGCAAAUAAUCAACCACAAGCAUUAUUUUCGAAUGAAACAGAAUUAUUUGGUACACAACUUAUUAAUCCAUUGUUAUUAUUAUCUUCUUCGAAUAUUUCUUAA
Rotaria sp. Silwood1 is the source of this 1026-nucleotide messenger RNA. NCBI's taxonomy places the organism in Eukaryota, Metazoa, Rotifera, Eurotatoria, Philodinida, Philodinidae. The record is from the annotation of a GenBank genome assembly.